This is a messenger RNA of Pararge aegeria (speckled wood butterfly), 2306 nucleotides long. Its product is annotated as peptide transporter family 1. Gene Ontology annotation, cellular component: membrane. Gene Ontology annotation, biological process: transmembrane transport; oligopeptide transport. The transcript is spliced from 13 exons. Lineage: Eukaryota; Metazoa; Arthropoda; Insecta; Lepidoptera; Nymphalidae. Bases 138 to 2207 code for a protein of 689 amino acids. Gene Ontology annotation, molecular function: dipeptide transmembrane transporter activity. The record is from RefSeq and is a predicted model, not a curated record.
UCGCUAUUUGUGCGCUCGCCUCGAUGUAAGCGCAACGUAUUUACGAGUACGUCAAUAUUAUUAUGUUUCGCGCAUAUUAAAAAAAAACAGUAAAAUAAUAAAAGUGGAAGUUAAAUAAACCGAAAUAAACUUACACGAUGGCUGCUAAGGAACCUGGGAAACUACCAUAUCCCAAGUCAGUGGGAUUCAUCGUCACAAAUGAAUUCUGCGAGAGAUUUUCAUAUUAUGGAAUUAGAACGGUACUAUCCUUAUACCUCCGUGACAAACUGGGUUACACAGAUGACAACGCUACGGUGAUUUAUCAUGUUUUUGUGAUGUUUGCAUACUUUUUUCCACUAAUCGGCGCUAUGAUCGCUGAUGGAUGGUUGGGACGAUUUAGGACAAUAUUUUACCUGUCUCUGGUGUACGCUGCUGGGAGCAUUCUCCUAUCUGUUACCGCGAUGCCACCCGUUAGUUUACCGCCAUUAGAAUUUACAAUCCUCGCUCUGCUGUUAAUAGCAUUCGGAACAGGUGGAAUAAAACCCUGUGUUUCCGCUUUUGGUGGAGAUCAGUUCAAGUUGCCAGAACAAGAGAAAUACUUGGGAUACUUCUUCUCCCUCUUCUACUUUUCCAUAAACGCGGGUAGUUUGAUAUCGACGUUCCUCACACCGAUUCUGAGAGCUGAUGUUAAAUGUUUCGGAGAAAAUAGCUGCUACUCGUUAGCGUUUGGCGUUCCCGGGGUUCUUAUGAUCAUUUCCAUCGUUUUUUUCGUGGCUGGCAAAAGACUGUACAUUAUAAAAAAUCCAUCUGGUAACGUGUUGGGAAAAGUUUCUACUUGCAUUGGUCACGCCAUUAUGAAUUCCUGGAAGUCGAAGCAGAAAAGGGAGCACUGGUUGGACCACGCUGAUGAUAAGUAUGACUCUAAUCUAAUAGAAGAUAUAAAAUCUCUUCUAAGAGUGCUCGUACUAUUCUUGCCGCUACCAGUCUUCUGGGCUCUAUUUGAUCAACAAGGUUCAAGGUGGACGUUCCAAGCAGAUAGAAUGGAACAAGAUAUUGGAAGUUGGACAUUGAAAGCCGAUCAGAUGCAAGUUAUCAACCCAUUUUUAAUUUUACUUUUCAUUCCAUUGUUUGAAGUGGCUAUUUACCCCUUCAUGACGUAUUGCAAGCUGAUCAAGAAACCGUUGCAUAAAAUGAUCUGGGGUGGAAUUUUAGCCGCUGGUGCAUUUAUAAUAUCUGGAGUUGUUGAACUUAAUUUGUUGCCUACUUAUGGUACACCUGUAACGAGUGGAUUGGCACAAUUGAGAGUUUACAACGGACAAAAUUGUAACUUUGCUUUGAAUAUGCAUAACCCAUACACCAAUACUACGGAAAAUGCAACUGUUGGACCUUUAGGAGUAUACGAAAAACUCGAUAUUGAGGCAAAGCAGUUGAUUGAAAUGUCUUAUACCCUGCAUGGAUCUGAUAGUUCUUGCGAGAACGUAACUUUCAAUGGACAUUUCCACUUGUUGGAGAAAAAAGCAAAUUCUUAUUUUAUAACCGACAAAAGUGUCUAUAGUUUUAUCGAUAAUAACAAUAAAGCCAUUGAUGGUGUCAGUGUGAGAUUUUUAUCAAAUGUAAACACAUCGGCAACCAUAACUGUGCUUGAUCAUAAAAAGAAUAGAACAACAUUAUCAUUAACAACUGAUGACACAUUACAAAGAACUAUAGCGAAAGGACAAUACGCUGUAUUAAUUAAUGGAAUCGUGGUGUUUGAAGAUUUCAACUUUAAAGCUGGUGCAGUCUACACAAUAAAUGUGUUUGAAGCAAAUAAUGGAAAUUAUAUGGCGAACGCGGUUACUAUAACUCCUCCGAACAGUGUCCAUAUACUAUGGCUAAUACCUCAAUACGUUAUAUUAACAAUGGGAGAGGUGAUGUUCUCGGUAACAGGACUAGAGUUCUCAUUUACCCAGGCCCCUGCCAGCAUGAAAUCAGUAUUAACAUCAGUAUGGCUACUUACGGUUGCUUUUGGUAAUCUUAUCGUAGUAUUCAUCGUUGAAGGAAACUUUUUGGAUGCUCAAUGGAAGGAGUUUUUCUUAUUCGCUGGAUUGAUGUUACUCGAUAUGUUCAUAUUUAUGCUCAUGGCGUUUAGAUAUAAGUAUGUUGAGUUGAAGUCAAGUGAAGAAAACAAAGCCGUUGAGGAAAUCAGACUGCCUGAUAAGGCUCCAAGUUUACAGCUGAAGGAGAACUAGUUGCCACGUUUCGUACAAUAAUAAAUAAGUUUAAGUGUUAAUUGUAUUGUAAUUUAUUGUAUUAAUAAUAUUAAAUGAUCAAAAAUUGUUACAUUAUCA